Molecule: messenger RNA, 279 nt
Organism: Camelina sativa (false flax)
Lineage: Eukaryota; Viridiplantae; Streptophyta; Magnoliopsida; Brassicales; Brassicaceae
Source: RefSeq, a predicted model, not a curated record
AUGGUGUGUCGGUCACCGUUGCCACUUCUCUCUCCGCCACUAUCUUCACCGUCGCUAAACGGAGCUGCUUCUUCUAUCGGUAGCCCUUUUAUCUCCGUUCAACGCUUCCCUCUGAGCCGCAGGACAAGGAAGCAGUUGCAGGUGGUGUCUAUGGCUCCUGAGGAAGAGAAGCUCACUCGUCGCAACCCUCUCGAUUUCCAGAUCGUAAUUAGAUUUCCUUUUCGAAAUUGGCUCUACAGAUUCUUAGGGAAAGUCAAAGUUGGCUAUUUUUUAAUUUAA